AUUAUAAUGAGAGAUGAUGGUAACGGUGUAGUCAAUGUCAAAUAUCAAAAUAGUACUAAAAUUAAAAAUAGUAUGGCUAAAAUUGAAGUGAAAACGGAUGCCGCAUGUCCAUACUCUUUGGAACCUUUUGAAAUCGGAUCAGAUUUUAAGGUUGCACUGGUAGCAAUGAUUCAGAGCGAUAUUCCAGAUAUUCAUGAACAUAAUGAUACUCUUAUUAUAAUUAAUGAUACUGAGCACUUAUUUAAUAAGAGUAAUAUUGAUCUGAUGAACAGGGAAGCUCAAUUCGAAGUGAAUGGUGUUUUGAAUGCACUGAUGUUGAUACCACCGGGUGGAUGGAUAUGCACCGUGCUCUGUAGGGUGUUACAGGGUAUGACGCAAGCUUGCAUCGUUCCUGGGUUCCAUACGUUUUUCGGAAAGUGGACGCCUCUGGAGGAACGCGGGCGUUUGACAGCUAUGAAAUCGUUGCCAGUCCCGUGGAAGAAGAUAUUUACUAGUACCGGUAUGCUUGCUAUCAUUAUUGCUCACAUCGGAAACACUUGGGGACAGCUGACGCUUUUCACCGAAAUACCAUCAUACAUGGAUAAGGUGAUGGGUGUUAAUAUCAAAGCUAAUGGCUUGCUGACGGCACUCCCGUUUCUUGUGAUGUGGUUCACCAAUUUCUUCUUCAGCUGGAUAACAGACAUGUUGAUUGUAAAGAAGUACCUGAACGUCACUCAAACCAGAAAACUGGCGAAUUCAUUAGGAGUUAUCGCUCGAAAUUCUUCCAGUUUUAUUUUUAAGUUAGCUGAUAGACAAUGGUCUCUGGCUUAUUCCCGUAUACACAUUCUUCAAAAUAUCCCCGAACAAAAAACCUGGAGCGCUUGUAUACCAUCAGCGAUCGGUCUAGUAGCGCUUGCUUAUGCACCACAUAACAUAUACAUCGUUGAGACUAUACUGGUACUGAUUUGUAGUUUCAAGAUCGCCUCUACGGUUGGUUUUCAUGUAAACCAUGUGGACAUUUCUCCUAACUAUGCCGGUACAUUGAUGAGUAUCAGUAACUUCGCGUCGAACAUGUUCGGUUCCCUUGCACCUAUCGUGGCUGGAAUAAUUUUGACUGACCCUACUGAUCCACUUCUCUGGCGGAAGGUGUUCUUCGUUGCUGCGGGCUUAUACUUCUUCACGAAUUUAGUUUAUGUGAUAUUCGGGACUGCAGAAUUGGCUGAAUGGAAUGACCCUCCGCAGUAUGAUAAAGUCGCUUUGGAUGAAAAUAAAAGUACCAAAGAAAAAACUACACCUACAGGAUCAGUUUGAGUACAGCAGACUUCUCGUUCAAUGACAUUCAAAAAUCUUAGGGCAAAUUUUAUUAGAUUAAUAUAUAAGUAAUAACAGCUUUUUGUAAACGUAAUAAAUAAUACUACUGGAAUUAAAGAUUUUUAAAUAAAUAUAUA
Chilo suppressalis (striped riceborer) is the source of this 1427-nucleotide messenger RNA. The record is from the annotation of a GenBank genome assembly. NCBI's taxonomy places the organism in Eukaryota, Metazoa, Arthropoda, Insecta, Lepidoptera, Crambidae.